Kluyveromyces marxianus DMKU3-1042 is the source of this 789-nucleotide messenger RNA. RefSeq names its product 1-acylglycerol-3-phosphate O-acyltransferase SLC1 (gene SLC1). Gene Ontology annotation, cellular component: endoplasmic reticulum; membrane. NCBI's taxonomy places the organism in Eukaryota, Fungi, Ascomycota, Saccharomycetes, Saccharomycetales, Saccharomycetaceae. Bases 1 to 789 code for a protein of 262 amino acids. The transcript has a single exon. Gene Ontology annotation, biological process: phosphatidic acid biosynthetic process. Gene Ontology annotation, molecular function: 1-acylglycerol-3-phosphate O-acyltransferase activity. The record is from RefSeq and is a predicted model, not a curated record.
AUGGGUAUUAAGGUGAAGUUGAUUAACGGUGAGCGUUUAAACGAUCUACCUGCUAUUUUCAUCUCGAAUCAUCAAUCUGAAAUGGAUAUUCUAAUGUUGGGACGGACAUUCCCACCUGGAUGCACUGUGACUGCUAAGAAGCAGUUGAAGUGGGUCCCAUUCUUGGGUUGGUUCAUGUCUUUGAGUGGAACUUUGUUUUUGGAUAGAUCUAACAGGGAGAAGGCCAUCAAGGUGUUGAAUGACUCGUUGGCCACUUUGAAGAAGGAAAAAAGGGCUAUAUGGAUUUUCCCUGAGGGUACAAGGUCUUAUUCUACAAAGUUGGAAAUGAAAGACUUCAAAAAGGGUGCUUUCCAUUUAGCACAGCAGGGGAAGAUUCAAAUUGUUCCUGUUGUUGUUUCAAACACGAGUUCCAUUUACCAUCCAAGAAGCAGGGUGUUCAACAGAGGAACCAUUACUGUCAAAGUGUUGGAGCCAAUUAACACGGAUAAUCUAAAGAAAGAGGAUGUCCCAGAAUUAUGCGAGAAGGUGUUUAAGAUGAUGAAUGAAGAAUUGAAGAAAAACGUGGGAUACUCUGAGCCUAUUGUGGACACUGUUUUGCCUGCAGAUGUUAUUGCAUACAAUGCAAGUAAAUCUCUAAGCCAAGAUGGUCAAGAACAAGAAACACAACCUCUUGAAGCUGCUGCCCAUGAUGUUGAAGAGACAGCGGACGAUCAUGAAUCAAUCCAUUCAGCAGAAACCGAUGCUACAAACCCAGAACCUACGGAGCGUACUAGUCUGUUAAAGGCCUAA